Molecule: messenger RNA, 936 nt
Organism: Racocetra fulgida
Lineage: Eukaryota; Fungi; Glomeromycota; Glomeromycetes; Diversisporales; Gigasporaceae
Source: the annotation of a GenBank genome assembly
AUGUCUUCAUCUUCACAAAACAUUCAGAGAAAACCUAAUGGAUUUGAUCAACGUGUGAAAAUUGAUGAAAGAUCACCAUUAAUUCCAGAAACUAACGUUGGCCCCGGUGUUCGACUGAAUGAUAUAAUUGAAAUAAAAACUUUUAGCGCUCGUGAAGCAAUUUAUCUUCUCAAAAAGGCGUUUCCUGCCCUUUGGGCGUUUUUGUUUCUACAAGCUUUACAAGGCUAUACGUCAGGAAACCCGAAAAUGGCUGGUAUUUACACGCAACGAGCAAUUAUAAUAAUGAUGCUUGGAUUCAUACCUAUAGGAAUUAUUUGGCUGGUAUCUGAAAAUAUUUUGAUUAAUUUGGGACAAGAUGCAGAAUUAUCACAUUAUGCGGCCUUCAAAGAUUGGUCAACAUUCAUGAAACUUGCAUUACCAGGGAUGUUAACAUCAUGCGCUGAUUGGUGGAUUUAUGAACUUAUUGCAUUAUUUGCAGGUUAUUUUGGAAGUGUAUCUUUAGCAAGUCAUCGAUUAAUUCUUACAAUUGCGCUGAUAUUAUAUCAGAUACCACAUAGUUUAGCUGUAGCAGCUUCAAACAGGGUUGGUAAUUUACUGGGUGCUGGUCUACCAAAUAGAGCGACAAUAGCUACAAAUACUUCACUCAUACUUGCUGUCAUUGGUAGUGGCGUUCUUCGUGGGCAAGGUCGAUUAAAAACGGUUGCCGCAAUAUUUCUUCCAGCCUUUUAUUUAAUUGGUUUACCUUUAGGUCUUAUGUCUGCAUUUGAAUUUAAUAUGGGUUUAAAAGGACUUUGGUCAGGCGUUACUUGUGCUUCUAUAUGCAUGUCCAUCGGAAUAGUUUUAGCUGUAUCAAUGACUGAUUGGAGUUGGGAAGUUGAAGAAUGUCACCGAAGAGUUAAAAAUGAAUUAAUCGAUGAAGACGUAGGUGAAUUAUGA